Terrapene triunguis (Three-toed box turtle) is the source of this 598-nucleotide messenger RNA. Its product is annotated as apolipoprotein A-II-like. Gene Ontology annotation, biological process: lipoprotein metabolic process; lipid transport. Gene Ontology annotation, cellular component: extracellular region. Gene Ontology annotation, molecular function: lipid binding. The record is from RefSeq and is a predicted model, not a curated record. Bases 131 to 439 code for a protein of 102 amino acids. Lineage: Eukaryota; Metazoa; Chordata; Testudines; Emydidae. The transcript has 4 exons.
AUGAGUGGGCAGCGCGGGCUGGCCCAGCAGGCCGGGGGAUAUAAGCGCCUGCAGCCCCAGCCAGGGCACCCGCUGUUCCUGACCAGUUUCUAGCCCAGGCCUCAGGUCCCGGAGCGCAGCGCCUGUCAGGAUGAAGGUGUUGGUCUUGGCCGUGGUGCUGCUCUGCAUGUGCAGCUUGGAAGGUGCUGUGGUGAAGCGCGACGCAGAAACCCCAGGCUCCAGCCUCCCGGAUGUCUUCACCCAGUACUUCCACACGGUGUCUGAAUACUUGAGCAAGCAGUUGCCGGAGAAGGCGAAGACCGAGGAGCUAAAGACCCAGGCAAAGGCUUAUCUGGAGCAGGCCAAUGAGCAGCUUUCGCCUAUCGCCAAGCAGCUGCACACCGAAUUCGUGGACCUCCUCACCAAGCUGCUGGAGACCGGGAAGAAGGCUGUGCAGUGAGUGAGUGGCCGGCUCCCAAGAGCCCCGGGGCAGCUGCCGAGCAGGGCUGGGCGCUUUCCAUGGCAGCGAGAGGAGGUGACACGUGGGUUAAAGAGCUGGUGAUAUCACCUGACGGGGGGCGGGAAGGGGAUCCCAGGAGCAAUAAAUCUGAUGAGACUA